ACAUGUCACUUGUGGAAAACGAAAGAAUCUGCAGAGACAAUGACUGGAAUUGAACGGUCCAGUCCAACGGGAAAAGGUGGAAUCGAAUUCUUCAGUGUGGACCAGGCCAUCUCCAUCAUUGACUAUUUCAAGCCCAGUUUAUUUCAACAUUAUAAACUAUACGAAUUUCUCUUCAGCCAACCAAAAGACAAGCUUGUUCUAGACCGGGAAGAAAACGUUGAGGUUAUUAAGUCAACAGAGUUCCCAUUCCCAGCUCCACUUGAGGAAGGCCUGUCCUCUGACAUCUACUCUCAGUUUAUAGCACCGGCCCCAGCAGAACAAAAUGCCGAUGAGGUAUUAUUAGAAAUAGUAGGAAUGGAUGUCCUUUGAGAUCAGUUCAUUAUCUUACAGUCAGUUCUCGUUAAGACAAAUUUCAAG
Messenger RNA from Polyodon spathula (Mississippi paddlefish), 417 nucleotides. RefSeq names its product ciliary-associated calcium-binding coiled-coil protein 1-like. The coding region runs from base 40 to 369 and encodes 109 amino acids. The record is from RefSeq and is a predicted model, not a curated record. The transcript is spliced from 3 exons. Lineage: Eukaryota; Metazoa; Chordata; Actinopteri; Acipenseriformes; Polyodontidae.